AUGGCUACUGGUCACAGUGUGGUGAUCUUCUCGGAUAGUACAAGUGCUCUGGAGCAAGUUAGGAAGCUUCGAGAGAAGGAGGCUGUCACCAAUGCUCAAGUGAUCAGCGAUCCCAUUAUCCGUAAACUCGUCACUAGAUCGCAGUACCUUCACCGAAUUGGAGUUCGUGUUGAGCUACGCUGGGUCCCUGGCCAUUCAGGGGUUGAGGGCAACCUUCGUGCCGAUGCAGCAGCUCUACAGGCUGCAAAAGCCCAAGACAUGAGCGUUCAUAUCGAUGAGGGACUGAGAUUAAUCGAAUUAGAAGCCAUUUCAAAGACGACAAAUAAACAGCCGCCAUCACCUGAGAGACAACAAAAGGAGAAACCAGCCACAAAAAAAGAAACGUAUUGA
Molecule: messenger RNA, 390 nt
Organism: Trichoderma asperellum CBS 433.97
Lineage: Eukaryota; Fungi; Ascomycota; Sordariomycetes; Hypocreales; Hypocreaceae
Biological process (GO): DNA replication, removal of RNA primer
Molecular function (GO): nucleic acid binding; RNA-DNA hybrid ribonuclease activity
Source: RefSeq, a predicted model, not a curated record